Molecule: messenger RNA, 1695 nt
Organism: Neurospora tetrasperma FGSC 2508
Lineage: Eukaryota; Fungi; Ascomycota; Sordariomycetes; Sordariales; Sordariaceae
Exons: 4
Coding region: 1-1695 (564 amino acids)
Source: RefSeq, a predicted model, not a curated record
AUGAAUCUAGUUGGACAGAAAGACCAGUCCUCUCCAUUCACCAACAGUCUAGAAGACGACCGUCUAGGUCCAGCUUCCAAGGACCACUACAUUGCCACCUCCAGUAUCUGCACGCCUUUCGAGCACUUGCAGUUUCACCUCGACAUGACCAACGCCCAGUAUCUGAUGCCGAGCACACAUCAACAACCGAAGCGACUGCGUGUCCACGGCCUAACUCUCCCCGAUACGGCCGCUUGUGUGAGCGGCCCACAUACUGCUGCCUAUUCCCCCCCUGAGUUGGCCCCAUUCACUGUUUCGGGCAUUUCUUCAUUCAACUAUCCAGCCACCGUCGACACAACCCUUCUAACACCAAUCUCUGGCUCUGAGAGCCCCCCUUUAGACCAAAUGUCGUCCCCAAAGAUGGAGCAUUACCACUCCUCUCAAUCUGCAAUGCCUCUCAAUGAGGUACCGACGCCUCCAAACACAGGAAGAUUAACGCAACAACCUCACCUGACCGUCCAUGGAUCUCCAAUGCACCAUCGGAUGGCCUCCAACGGUCAAGCGCCUCUCCUCACCCAUCCCAAUCCUACCCAGUACAGACCACCGUCAACCCCAAAGAUUGUUGGUUUUGAGGAAUUGCGCGGCGAUCCCGCCCUGUUCUUACCACUAUAUCCUGCCCACACACCAACCAUUGCUCCAUCAAAGCGAAAGCGACAGGAGAAGAGCAAGAGCUCCAAACCUGGUAAAACAUCAUCUAUAUCAAAGGAGUCGCCACAUCCAGGGUACAUAGAUGGACCUGCUGCUAAUCAAGAUGAGAAGGGUGUUGAGGAAGAGCUUACCCUCCAUGAUGACGCACCGGACGACGAUAAGUUCUUGUUCCAGCUCAGAAAGGAGCAUAUUUCUGAGAAGGGGAAGGGGAUGUGGGAAGAAAUGAAGGCCAAGUACUCAGAGAAGCAUCAGGGUAACUGGGAAAAGGCGGCACUGCAAAUGAAGGUAUCGCGCGCAGUAGCCAAGUUUGGUGUAUGGCCCGAACAAGAGAUCCAACGUUUGAAAGAAGCAUUCUUUCAAGACGAAGAGAAGAGAUACCAACGCCUCAUAGCCCACAUGAAGGAGAAGGGCGGAUGCAAGGUCUGGGACUGGAAGCCUCAACAUAUUUCGGCCAUGCUUAUCAAGUUGGGCCUUGAGGAUGCCAAAGUAGAAGAAAAGACAGGAAUCCGGCGGCGCAAGAAGUUGGAAAAGCGGAAGCAUACAAGCCCGGCAUUGCAUGGCGGGACUGCUUACUCUACGCCACAUUUUCAGCAUCAAAACAUGGUAGCUGGCUGGUCCGAAGGAUCGGUUGGUCUUGGUCUCCGCCAUGUCUUUCCCGACAAUCAUUCCCAGCAGCAACCCCUGAUGAACACGAUAUCGACCAGUCAACAGCCCUCUCAUGGGCAAUCUUUCUACGAGUUGACGAGCGACGAAAAGUUUCCCCAACUGACUUCCGAACAGCUCUACGAAACUAUUGACCAGAUGUACAACGUUGCUGAAGACGAGAUGUCGAGUCCCGCUUUCACAGACGUAGCAGAUAGCGAUGAGAGAGCGGGCAAUGCUGCUACUAGCAGCGCUCACACUUCACGGCCGCCGACGAGAGAUGCGCUGAACGUUUACCGAAAACCCUCUACCGCGAAGUUGGCACAACAGGCGUGCGAGCAGCUGCUGCAAGGACGGCAACAAUAG